Molecule: messenger RNA, 1605 nt
Organism: Serpula lacrymans var. lacrymans S7.9
Lineage: Eukaryota; Fungi; Basidiomycota; Agaricomycetes; Boletales; Serpulaceae
Exons: 6
Coding region: 1-1605 (534 amino acids)
Source: RefSeq, a predicted model, not a curated record
AUGCAACAUGAAUUUUGCCGUCACUUAGCCAGAGUCACAGCCUCUGCAGGAUUCCCUUUUCAGUGGGUUGAAAACUCGGAAUGGAUAGCAUUUUCAGAGGCUGAACUUUACCAAGAAACAGCCCAAGCAAGACUGAAUGGUCAAUAUGUCACUGGACAGUGUGAUGGGUGGACAGGUAUUAAUUUACACGACUUAAUUGCAUUUAUGGUCACAACAGCUUCACGAGAGGUACACUCUGUCAAAGUAUAUGAUGUAUCCUUGGAGCAAAAGACAGCAGAUAAUUUAUACAGGCUUAUUAAGACAACAAAAGAGAUACUCGUCUCAAAUUGGCAUGUUGUCCUUAUAGCAUUCACUUCUGACGCUUCUCGGGAGUCUCAAAAAGCAAGAAAGACACUCUCACACAAUACACCAGAGAUCAUUGUCCUUGAUUGCUACAGUCACCAAAUCAACCUAAUUGUUGGGGACUACUUUGCAUGUAAUGAGGCACAAUUUGUGUUUGACUACUCAACAAAGGCUAUAGAGCUCAUCACAUGGAUCCGCAGCAAGCCACUACUUACUGCCCUGAUUUGGUUGACAUCAAAGAUACUAACAGGCUCAGAACUAACUGUCAUUCGACCUGUUAUCACUCGAUGGACAGCUCACUAUUUAGCCUUCCAAUAUUUAUUAGAUCUCCGUCUCACACUACAACAUGUCUUUGCCAGCAAUGCACAACAAAUUCCUGCCCAACAACUAAUCAAGACUGGGGACUGGAAGGCAAUACAGAAGGCAGAAACAAUGAACGAGCUCGUUAAUGAUAGUCUAUUCUGGCAUACAGCUGCACGAAUCAAAAAACAUCUGGAGCCACUUGCUCUUGCAGCAACUGUCACACAAGCAGCACACUGCCGCCUUGACCAGGUGUUAUGCAUUUUCAACACUUUGUACUCAAAAUAUUCACAAACCAGCAAAUCACCCACUGAUUCAAUGGAUGUUCUAUUAAUGCAAGCCAUCCUGGACAGCAUUAAAAAACGAUGGGCAAAGGCUGACCAAGAUCUUGCCAUUCAAAGCUGGGAUCCCAUUCAUGAUGUCAUCAGGCCUCUGGGAACUAUUUCCCACCUAUGGACUCGCUUCUACAAAGAGACUGCACAAAUAGCCCUGUAUAAAGAGCUGUUGGACUACUUAACCAGUGCUGGCCAGUACUCAAAGCUUUUGGACCACAUCCAACGUGAAAAAGCCCUUGCUGCUAGUGAGCAGACAACCGACCCACCUACCACCACUGAAAAUACACCAGCACCAUCUUCUGCUGAAUUCUUGGCCACCAAAUUGCAGGCAGAAACCAACAGUCAGCCUGAAAAUUCAAUGCAGGAUAUCAUUUCAGAAUUGCGAGAACAUUUGUCAGCUGAUGAAGAUGAAGAGCCAAUCUCAUUCGAUGAGAUACACAUACCAAUUGGCUCACUCUUCAAUUUUGAAAGCACAACAUGGAUAGAAGUGGAGAAAAGGUUCUUGCUCCGAGGCUUGGAUGAGAAACUAGAGCUGUAUGAUCUAGUGAGUCUUGAUGCUCCUGGUGAAGCUGACUCGGAUGGGGUUUUAGAUAUGGAUGUUUUCGAAGAGGCAGUUCUUGUGUCCUAA